Messenger RNA from Oryzias melastigma (Indian medaka), 2486 nucleotides. RefSeq names its product deoxynucleotidyltransferase, terminal (gene dntt). The record is from RefSeq and is a predicted model, not a curated record. The transcript is spliced from 11 exons. Gene Ontology annotation, molecular function: DNA-directed DNA polymerase activity; DNA nucleotidylexotransferase activity; DNA binding. The coding region runs from base 768 to 2252 and encodes 494 amino acids. Lineage: Eukaryota; Metazoa; Chordata; Actinopteri; Beloniformes; Adrianichthyidae. Gene Ontology annotation, cellular component: nucleus. Gene Ontology annotation, biological process: double-strand break repair via nonhomologous end joining.
CUGGCAGAUCUGUGGUGAAGAUGCCAUUAGUGUUUUUAUAAGAAGAAUUAUGUGGCAGAGCAAAUUCCCUGAGAUGUAUUCCUCACUAUGUUUAAUAAGGCCCUCAUAAAUGCAAUCAAUCAUCACCGGCUCGCACAGACCAUACCUGGAUGUCAGCAAAGGCCAUGUAAAAGUCUGUGGCUUCUCCUGGGAUUCCCCACGGAGCCUCUCAUUUUUAGGCAGCAAGCUAAUUAAAGCAGUGAAGCAGAUGGGCCAGACUCUGUCUGGACAUAAUGAGAUGGUGCGUGGCGAGACAAACCGGACAUGGCAGAGCAGCUGUAAAAGAUUUGAGAGGUGAGUUUCCUCCUGCCGAAGGAGAGAAUGGGGGAACUUCAGAGCAGCUUUUCAGGAAGCUUGUGGAUCAGACUCUGUUUACUUCUCCCAAAUGUUGCUGAACAACUUUUACUGGAAAUUAACUAUGCCACCAGCAUAUUUUUUCCCGUUGUCUUUUUUUUUCUCUUUUGCUCCGAAUCUUUGCAUCUUGGCAGGUGGUUUUUGGUAAACACCGAAUCCUCAACACCUGUUGCCACAGGCGUUUUCUGUCUGCCAACUCUUGCCAAGUCUGACAGAAGCUGUGAAAGGAAUAAAAAAAAAAAAAAAACCUGAUAGACCAACAAAUACAAAAAAAACACAUCUGCACUAUAAUAGAGGCCCCCUUUCUGUCUUGAAAUUACAAAUCAAGUUCACAGAAGCUUCCAUUCCUGGGAGCAAAGGCAGUCUCCAAAAACAUGCUCCGCUGGCCUCAUCCGAGGAAAAGGCUCAGGUCUGAGGAAGCCCCGCUGGCCGGGAGUGAAAAGGCUGCGUUUGGAGAUGUCCACAUCUUCCUGGUAGAGAGGAAAAUGGGCCGCAGUAGGAGAAGCUUUCUGACACAGCUGGCCAGGUCAAAGGGCUUUGUCGUAGAAGACGUUCUCAGUGAUGCCGUCACUCAUGUGGUUUCAGAGGACGGGGAGGCCUCUUCACUCUGGGCGUGGCUUAAAGAUCACUCUCGCUCAGAUCUGUCGAGGAUGCAUGUGUUGGACAUCAGCUGGUUCACCGACAGCAUGAAAGAGAAGAGACCUGUUGCUGUGGAAACUAAACACCUCAUCCAGGAUGUCUUGCCGGAAGUUUCUACUCCCACAUCUGCGGCCGCAGUUUCUCAGUACGCCUGCCAGAGACGGACGACAACAGAAAAUCACAACAAGAAUCUCACAGAUGCCUUUGAAGUGCUGGCUGAGAACUAUGAAUUCAAUGGGAUGGAGGGGCAGUGUCUGGCCUUCAGGAGAGCUGCGUCAGUGCUGAAGAGUCUGUCUUGGGAGGUGCGCUCCUCAGAGCGAGUACAUGAGCUGCCCUGCCUGGGAGAGACCAUGGAGGAGUUGGUGGAGGAGAUCCUCCAAUACGGUCGGUCGUUUGAAGUCAAUAAAAUACUCUCAGAUGAAAGGUAUCAAACGCUCAAGCUGUUCACGAGCGUGUUCGGGGUUGGACUAAAGACGGCGGAGAAGUGGUACCGGAGGGGACUGCGCACAUUCCCAGAUGUUCUGGAGGAGCCCAGCAUUCAUCUGAAUCGAAUGCAACAAAGCGGUUUUCUGCAUUAUGGAGACAUCUCCAGGGCUGUCAGUAAGGCUGAGGCUCAGGCCCUGGGGAGCAUUAUUGACGAAGCUGUCCACGCCAUCACUCCGGAUGGCACACUAACUCUGACAGGUGGCUUCCGCAGGGGGAAAGACUUUGGUCACGACGUUGACUUUAUAGUGACCACACCGGAGCGGGGGCAGGAGGAGCGUCUCCUCACCAGCAUCAUCCAACACCUGAAACAACAAGGCAUUCUCCUCUUUUCCGAUUAUCAGUCGUCCUCCUUUGACAUGUCAAAGCUUCCCAGCCACAGGUUUGAGGCCAUGGACCACUUUGCAAAGUGCUUCCUGAUCCUGAGGUUGGAGGGGCGUGAAGUGGAGGGAGGUCUCUGCAGAGCUGAGGGGGACAGCAGGGACUGGAGAGCUGUUCGAGUGGACUUGGUGUCACCACCCCCGGAUCGUUUCGCCUUUACUCUUCUUGGCUGGACCGGUUCACGGCAGUUUGAGAGAGACCUCCGAAGGUUUGCUCGACUGGAACGAAGGAUGCUCCUGGACAACCACGCUCUAUUUGACAAAACCAAGAAAGAGUUCCUGGCAGCUACGACCGAGAAGGACAUCUUUGCCCAUCUGGGUCUCGAGUACAUCGAGCCUUGGCAGAGAAACGCGUAGGCCUCCUCUCCUCCUGGAUGGAUGAUAUCCCGGUGUGUGUACAUCAGCGAUCAUCCCAUCUGUUUGCUGUUCUGAGGCUCUGCAGUGAUUCAGGUUUUGAUUUCCAUGCUCUUUUGUGAUGCUGUCACCAGUAUUGUUGCUGCUUUUACUGUCUAGAUUAUGUGCUGAUUUGUAAUUCACAAUUUUGCUUUUUCAUUGUUGUCUGAGAGUGAAUAAAACAUUUCUCCCCAUCUC